GGCCUGGCCAGCGGCGGGCUCGGGCUGCGGCUGCGGCUCCGGUUCCGGCUCCGGCUCCGGUCAGCCUGGGGCCUGGGAUCCAGACCCGGGGCAGGGUUCCGUCGGGCACCCGGAGCGUGCCUCAGCCCCUGGGGCGGGUUGGCGUGGAGGCUGGGGAGGGUUCUACGUGGGAGAUGGGGCUCUGAAGGCCACGUGGGGGCGCUCGAAGGGGCCCGGGGCCACCCUCCUCUCUAGGUCAAAGGUCAUCGCACCCACGGGGGAGAACUUCUUCCUCCUUGGCUCCUCUCCUUCACUUCCUGAUAACCUGAGCGAGGUCCCCCGCGGGCGGAGGAGGAGGGGAGGCCGGCAACUUUAGGCAACUUCCCAUAGGUGUGCGCAGGUUGGGGGGGGGCGGGGCGCCCCGGGAGGUGGCGGGCUCUGCGGCCACCCGCCCGCCCGCCGGAGUGUUCGAGUGAGUUGCAGGCCCCGGUGCAAGGAGGUGGAGCCGCGACCGACCGGUGGUGUGGCUGAGCCUUGGGCAUGCUGGGGCAGGAGGGGGGAGCCUGUACCACAGUCUGCCUGUGCGCGAAGUUGGAGCUCUGGUGACCAGCGCCAUGUCCAACCAGGUGGUGGGCAUCGAGCCUCUCUACAUCAAGGCAGAACCAGCCAGCCCUGACAGUCCAAAGGGUUCCUCAGAGACUGAGACUGAGCCCCCUGUGACCCUGGCUCCUGGUCCAGCUCCAACCCGCUGCCUCCCAGGGCACAAGGAGGAGGAGGAUGGGGAGGGGGCUGGGCCUGGUGAGCAGGGCAGUGGGAAGCUGGCCCUUAGCUCCCUGCCCAAACGCCUUUGCCUGGUCUGUGGGGACGUGGCUUCCGGCUACCACUAUGGUGUGGCAUCCUGCGAGGCCUGUAAAGCCUUCUUCAAGAGGACCAUCCAGGGGAGCAUCGAGUACAGCUGUCCGGCCUCCAACGAGUGUGAGAUCACCAAGCGGAGACGCAAGGCCUGCCAGGCCUGCCGCUUCACCAAGUGCCUGCGGGUGGGCAUGCUCAAGGAGGGCGUACGCCUGGACCGCGUCCGGGGUGGGCGACAGAAGUACAAGCGGAGGCCGGAAGUGGACCCGUUGCCUUUCCCAGGCCCCUUCCCUGCAGGCCCCCUGGCAGUAGCCGGAGGCCCCCGGAAGACAGCCCCAGUGAAUGCACUGGUAUCUCACCUACUGGUGGUGGAGCCUGAAAAGCUGUAUGCCAUGCCUGACCCAGCGGGCCCUGACGGACAUCUCCCGGCGGUGGCGACCCUCUGUGACCUCUUUGACCGAGAGAUCGUGGUCACCAUCAGCUGGGCCAAAAGCAUCCCAGGCUUCUCGUCACUGUCGCUGUCUGACCAGAUGUCAGUACUGCAGAGCGUGUGGAUGGAGGUGCUGGUGCUGGGUGUGGCCCAGCGCUCGCUGCCCCUACAGGAUGAGCUGGCCUUUGCAGAGGACUUGGUCUUGGAUGAAGAGGGGGCACGGGCAGCCGGCUUGGGGGAGCUGGGGGCAGCCCUGCUGCAACUCGUCCGGCGACUGCAAGCCCUGCGGCUCGAGCGAGAGGAGUAUGUCCUGCUGAAGGCCCUGGCCCUCGCCAAUUCUGACUCCGUGCACAUUGAAGAUGCCGAGGCUGUGGAGCAGCUGCGAGAAGCUCUGCACGAGGCCCUGCUGGAGUACGAAGCUGGCAGGGCUGGCCCAGGAGGGGGUGCAGAGCGGCGGCGGGCAGGCAGGCUGCUGCUCACACUGCCGCUCCUCCGCCAGACAGCUGGCAAAGUCCUGGCCCAUUUCUAUGGGGUGAAGCUGGAGGGCAAGGUGCCCAUGCACAAGCUGUUUCUGGAGAUGCUUGAGGCCAUGAUGGACUGAGGCGAGGGGUGGGAUGGGUGGGGUGCUGGCAGAUCUGCCAAGUGUGGGGUCGGCCCCCAGGGGGCAGAGCUGGGGCCUGGGCAGUGCCACAGCCUGCUGGCAGGACCAGGGCAAUGCCAUCAGCCCCUGGGAGCAGGUGCCAUGCCCUUCCCCUCCCCCCUUAGGGGGUGUCACGCUGGGAAAGUAAUGCCCGGAUCUGGGCACAGUGCUGCCCCUUGCAAGCCAUAAUGUGCCCCUAAGAGAAUAGGGGGCCUUGCGGAAGCCAUAAGGGGCUUCAGGGGAUGUGUGGGAGGCAGAAACCUGAUCUCAGGGAGGGAAGGGGAUGGAGGCCACAGUCUCCCAGUGGGUGAUGCUUUUGCUGCUGCUUAAUCCCAUCCCCCUCUCCAGAGCAGAGGGGGAUUUGGAGAGCAAAGGCCCCCCUGCCCCUUCGCUCCUCUCCUCAUCAUUUGCAUUGGGCAUUAGUGCCCCCCCUUGAAGCAAUAACUCCAAGCAGGCUCCAGCCCCAGGACUCGGGGUGGCCAGGGCUCCCCACCAGCUCCUGCCCAGCCUCCUCAGGGGGGUGGGGAGGGCACUGCCUCUAUGCCCUGCAGAGCAAUAACACUAUAUUUAUUUUUGGGUUCGGCCAGGGAGGCGCAGGGACAUGGGGCAAGCCAGGGCCCAGAGCCCAUGGCUGUACAGAGACUCUAUUUUAAUGUAUAUUUGCUGCAAAGAGAAACCGCUUUUGGUUUUGAACCUUUAAUGAGAAAAAAAAAUAUACUAUGGAGCUCAAG
This is a messenger RNA of Perognathus longimembris pacificus (Pacific pocket mouse), 2632 nucleotides long. RefSeq names its product estrogen related receptor alpha (gene Esrra). The record is from RefSeq and is a predicted model, not a curated record. Gene Ontology annotation, molecular function: zinc ion binding; DNA-binding transcription factor activity; nuclear steroid receptor activity. Gene Ontology annotation, cellular component: nucleus. Gene Ontology annotation, biological process: regulation of DNA-templated transcription. The transcript is spliced from 7 exons. The coding region runs from base 594 to 1862 and encodes 422 amino acids. Lineage: Eukaryota; Metazoa; Chordata; Mammalia; Rodentia; Heteromyidae.